Messenger RNA from Mycotypha africana, 1143 nucleotides. RefSeq names its product pyridoxal phosphate-dependent transferase. Gene Ontology annotation, molecular function: L-alanine:glyoxylate transaminase activity; L-serine:pyruvate transaminase activity. The coding region runs from base 1 to 1143 and encodes 380 amino acids. Lineage: Eukaryota; Fungi; Mucoromycota; Mucoromycetes; Mucorales; Mycotyphaceae. Gene Ontology annotation, cellular component: peroxisome. The transcript has 5 exons. The record is from RefSeq and is a predicted model, not a curated record.
AUGACUGUCGACCAUAAGCUUUGCAUGAUCCCUGGCCCCAUCGAAUUCCACGAAGAUGUCUUGAACGCCAUGGCUACUCCUGCCACCUCUCACGUCGACCCCAACUUCGUACCUGUUUUCGGUGAAACUCUUGAAAUGGUUCGUAAGGUUGUCAUCUCUGAAACUGCUCAACCUUUCGUCGUUUCUGGUUCAGGUACUUUGGGUUGGGAUAUGAUGGUCAACUUGAUCGAACAAGGUGAUGAAGUCCUUCUUCUCAACACUGGUUACUUCGGUACCCACUUUGCUCAAUGCCUCGAAACUUAUGGUGCUAAGGUCACUCAACUCUAUGCUGAAGUUGGUUCUCGUCCCAGCCAAGAACAAAUCAAGGAAGCUCUUUCCAAGACUCAAUACAAGUUGGUCACUGUCACCCAUGUUGAUACCUCCACUGGUGUUCUUUCUGACAUCAAGGCUGUUGCCGAAACUGUCAAGUCCGUUUCCCCUAAUACCCUUGUCGUUGUUGACGGUGUCUGCUCCGUUGGCUCUGAAGAAAUCCGUUUCGACGAAUGGAAGUUGGACGUUGUCAUCACUGGUUCCCAAAAGGGUCUUGGUGUUCCUCCUGGUUUGUCCAUCGUUGUUGCCAGUCAAAAGGCUCUUGAAGUUUUACAAACCAGAAAGACUCCUGUCGCUUCUUACUAUUCCAACUGGAACAGAUGGCUUCCUAUUAUGCAAGCCUAUGAAGCCCGUCGCCCUGCCUACUUUGCUACUCCUGCUGUCCAAUUAGUCUAUGCCCUCCACACCUCUUUGAAGAAGAUUCUCAGCCAACCUCUUCAAGAACGUUUCGACAAGCACCGUCAAGUCUCUGCCCACUUCAGACAAGUUGUCAAAGAUUUGGGUUUGACUCCUGUUGCCAAGUGUGACGAAUGCUCUGCUAACGGUAUGACUGCCGUCUGGCUCCCCGAAGGUGUUGCUGUCGGUGACUUGGUUGGUACCUUAGCUAACAAGGGUGUCCAAAUUGCUGGUGGUAUCCUCAAGGAUUACGCUACCAAGUACUUCAGAAUUGGUCACAUGGGUAUCUCUGUCAUGGAAGACGAACGUGGUCACAUCAAGAAGGUUGAAGAUUCUUUGGUCAACUCUUUGACUGAACUUGGCUAUAAGUCUGCUUAA